AUGCUGACAGCGAAGUUUCUCCGGCUGCAGUCCUUUUACUUUCGCCUGCUGGGAAUGCAGCUGCUGGAGGAGCGGGAGCUGGAUAGAAGUCGCAGCCUUUGCUGCCUACUGUCCAUAGUCACAUUUCUGCCAUUGACCAUUGCCUUUGGUUUGAGAAGCAUCCACAACAUGGACAGGCUGACGGACACACUCUGCUCGGUGCUGGUGGAUCUGUUGGCGCUCUGCAAAAUUGGCUGCUGCCUGGGGCGCUAUAAGGAGACCAGAAGACUCAUAAAAAGCCUGCACGAGCUGCUGGAGAGGGAGCAUCACUUUCCCGUGGCAGCUGCGAUCAUUGCACGACAGAACGAACGCGAUCAAUUCAUUAGUUCCCUCUACACGCUGUGCUUCCUGCUGGCUGGUUUCUCUGCCUGUUUGAUGUCUCCCCUAAACAUGAUAAUUAGCUAUUGGAGAACAGGCCAACUGCAGCCGGACUAUCCCUUUCCCAGCGUCUACCCCUGGGACAAUCGUCAGCUGCACAAUUACCUCUGCGCGUAUCUGUGGAAUGUGUGUGCCGCUUUGGGCGUGGCACUGCCCACCAUCUGUGUGGACACACUCUUCUGCUCGCUGACCCACAAUCUGUGUGCAGUCUUUGAGAUUUGCCGACACAAAAUGAAAAGUUUCAGAGGCAGCGCUGCGGCGCAUAGCCAGCGGAAGCUGCGGCACAUCUUCCACCUGUAUGGCGAUUGCUUGGACUUUGGCAGCUCAUUAAAACGCCUCUUCAGGCCGCUCAUCUUUGCGCAGCUUAUUGCCGCCUCGCUGCACCUGUGCGUGCUCUGCUAUCAGCUCUCCACGAACCUGCUGCAGCCCGGAGUGCUCUUCUAUGCCGCCUUCAUGGCCACCAUGCUCGGCCAGCUGGCCAUCUACUGCCAUGGCGGGUCGUGUGUCCAGACGGAGAGCCAGCUCUUCGCACAGGCCAUCUACGAGAGCGAUUGGCUGGAGCUGCUGCUGGCUGGAUAUCCGGCUGUGGGACGUUCCCUGCAGUUUGCCAUGACACGUGCCCAGCGCGGCUGUCGCAUCGAUGGCUACUUCUUUCAGGCAAAUCGAAAGACAUUUGUGUUGAUUGUUCGCACGGCCAUUUCGUAUGUGACGCUGCUGCGAUCGUUCACUUAG
Molecule: messenger RNA, 1149 nt
Organism: Drosophila subobscura
Lineage: Eukaryota; Metazoa; Arthropoda; Insecta; Diptera; Drosophilidae
Gene: Or98b
Product: putative odorant receptor 98b
Exons: 4
Coding region: 1-1149 (382 amino acids)
Biological process (GO): detection of chemical stimulus involved in sensory perception of smell; sensory perception of smell
Cellular component (GO): plasma membrane
Molecular function (GO): olfactory receptor activity; odorant binding
Source: RefSeq, a predicted model, not a curated record